AAUUAAAAUAAAUAAAUGGUAACAUCACCAGCUGUCAUUUUUGUAGGUUGGCAUCCUUUUGGCGCUUUAGAAACCGACAAAAUCUAUUCAGCCGCCAUUUUGUUUAGUUCCGGCGUCUUUGCUCAAGUUUUGCCCGGUUGUUGCUGUGUUUGGUUUGUUGGUGCAUUUUAUUAUUAUAACAAGUUCAUUACAAUGGGCAAAAAGAAGGUAGAAGAGAGUGAAAGUGAAGAGGAGUAUUCUGUAGAGAAAAUUAUUGAUAGGAGAGUUGUAGAUGGAAAAGUAGAAUAUUAUCUAAAAUGGAAAGGAUAUUCAGAAGAUGAUAACACUUGGGAACCUGAGGACAAUCUAGAUUGUCCUGAACUUAUUUCUGAGUUUGAGAGGAAUCGUAAAAGUAAGAAGGCUGCUGGCAAAGAAAAGAAAAGAACAAGAGAUAAUUCUACAUCUUCCGUGGAUUCAAACAAUUCAUCCACUAAAGAAAAAGAAAAAAAGAAAAAGAAAGGCCGUUCUCCAUCACCCGAGUCUGAAAGUGAACCCAGCUCUAAAAAAUCAAAAAUAGAUGAUUCAGAUGAUGACAAAAAGAGCAAAAAGAAGUCGUCAUCAAAAGAUGCUGAUUCCGAUGAUGAUAAAGGAAAAAAGUCAAAGAAGAAAGACAAAAGUGCUUUAGAUGAUGACUCUGACGAUGAGAAGUCAAAAAAGUCAAAAAAAAAAGAUUCUGAUUCAGAAGAUGAAAAAAAGAAAAAGAAGAGAAAAAGUGGUCCUAAAUCUCGUAAAGCUGCCGUUUCAGAUGACUCAGAUGAAGAUGAAGCCCCAAAAAAGAAAACUGAAAGUCGGGCGAAAAAAGAUGAUGAAAAAUCCAAGAAAAAAGCUGAUGAUUCUGAUGAUGAAGAUGAUCCGAAGAAGAGCAAAAAAGUUGACAACAAGGAAAAAAAGGGUGCUAAACCUAAAGACAAAGAGAAGUCUGCAUUUGACAAAGGUUUAGAAGCUGAUAAAAUUAUUGGAGCAUCUGACACUAGUGGUCAAUUGAUGUUCUUGAUGAAAUGGAAGGGUACAGAUGAUACUGAUUUAGUUUAUGCAAGACAAGCCAAUUUGAAAUGCCCACAGGUGGUCAUUAAAUUUUAUGAAGAAAGAAUUGCGUGGCAUACGCCAGACGACUUUUAAUUUUACUUAGUGAUAAGAUUUGUUGUAGAUUUAAUUUCUUACUUUUAAAUAGGUAGAGUUCUUAUAUUAUUAAUCCAUAUGUAUUUUUUUUAAAUGGAAGAAACCACGACUUGAGUUGUUGUAUUCAUUAUAUUAAUAUAAAUUUAAGUGUC
Molecule: messenger RNA, 1310 nt
Organism: Diabrotica virgifera virgifera (western corn rootworm)
Lineage: Eukaryota; Metazoa; Arthropoda; Insecta; Coleoptera; Chrysomelidae
Product: heterochromatin protein 1
Exons: 3
Coding region: 16-1158 (380 amino acids)
Biological process (GO): negative regulation of transcription by RNA polymerase II; chromatin organization
Cellular component (GO): nucleus; pericentric heterochromatin
Molecular function (GO): chromatin binding
Source: RefSeq, a predicted model, not a curated record